AAAAUUCUUUCUUUCAUCUUCUGCACUCUUUCAAUUCAUCCAUCAAUCAAUCAUUGAAUCAUUUACCUUUUCAAACCCUUACUUUCUCUCUUACUUUCCCUCCGUUUCCGGUGGUUUCCCGAGAAAAUAAAAAAUCUGAACUCUAAAUUAUUACGCAAUGUCAACGCAAAAACCGCAGAGAUCACCGGAAGAAAUCGAGGAUAUAAUCCUCCGCAAAAUCUUCCUCGUCCGAUUGACCGACGCCGCUGACUCCAACGCCGAUUCGCGAAUCGUGUACCUCGAAUUGACUGCCGCCGAAAUCCUCAGCGAAGGUAAAGACCUAAAGCUUACUCGUGAUUUGAUGGAGAGGAUUCUUAUCGACCGGCUUUCCGGUAGCUUCCCCGGUGCCGAGCCGGCGUUUACUUAUUUGAUCAACUCGUAUCGUCGCGCUCAUGAGGAAGGUAAAAAGAUAGCGAAUAUGAAGGAUAAGAAUGUACGGAGUGAAUUGGAAUCGGUGAUUAGGCAAUCGAAGAAGCUUUUAGUUUCUUAUUGUAGAAUUCAUUUAGCGAAUCCAGAUUGUUUCGGUGGCAGUGAAGAGAAGAAGAGUAAUAAAUUCGAUGCUUCAAAUGUUUCGCCGUUGUUGCCGUUGAUAUUUUCGGAGGUCGGAGGAGGAAUAGAAGGGUUUGGAGUAAGCAGUAGUGGUGGUAGUGGGGCUCAGUGUCCGCCGGGAUUUUUGAAGGAAUUUUUUGAGGAAGCUGAUUGGGAUAGUUUGGACCCGAUUUUGAAAGGGUUGUAUGAGAAUUUGAGGGGAAGUGUGUUGAAUGUUUCGGCAUUGGGGAAUUUUCAGCAGCCAUUAAGGGCAUUGUUGUAUUUGAUUAGUUUUCCGGUUGGAGCUAAGAGUUUGGUGAAUCAUCCGUGGUGGAUUCCCAAGAGUUCUUAUACGAAUGGGAGAGUUAUCGAGAUGACGAGUAUUUUGGGUCCCUUUUUUCAUGUCAGCGCGUUGCCUGAUCCUACUUUUUUCAAGAGCCAACCUGAUGUUGGCCAGCAGUGUUUCUCUGAUGCGUCAACUCGUCGACCAGCUGAUUUGUUAUCGUCUUUCACCACAAUAAAGACGGUAAUGAAAGGUUUAUAUAAGGAUCUUGGAGAUGUUGUUCUCGCUCUCCUGAAAAAUACAGAGACACGGGAGCAUGUUCUUCAAUAUCUUGGAGAGGUUAUAAAUAAAAAUUCUUCCAGGGCCCAUAUUCAGGUUGAACCUAUGUAUUGUGCAAGUUCUGGCAUGUUUGUCAACCUUAGUGCUGUCAUGCUUCAGCUGAGUGAUCCAUUUUUAGAUGCAAAUUUAACUAAAAGGGAUAAAAUUGAUCCCAAAUAUGUUUUCUACAGUAGUCGUUUGGAUCUGAAAGAGUUGACUGCUCUUCAUGCAUCAUCAGAGGAAGUUGCUCAAUGGAUUAAUAAAGAUAGUCCUGGGAAAAUAGAUGUCUCUGGACAAUAUAGUGAUGGUGAGAAUCGAUUGCUACGAUCUCAAGAAGCCGCCAGUUCCAGCAGCUUUGCGUCUGAACCUUCUCUUCAGAAUGUGAAGCCAACAUCAAGUGUUGGUGCAGGAAAAUCUAAAUACCCAUUUAUCUGUGAAUGUUUCUUUAUGACUGCAAGGGUGCUCAACUUGGGCCUGCUAAAAGCAUUUUCUGACUUUAAGCAUCUAGUUCAGGACAUUUCAAGAGCUGAAGAUACACUUGCCACUUUAAAAGCCAUGCAAGGGCAGACACCUACUCCACAAUUGGAGCUGGAUAUAAAACGAAUUGAGAAAGAAAUUGAAUUGUACUCACAGGAGAAGCUUUGUUACGAGGCUCAGAUUUUAAGGGAUCCGGAUCUUAUUCAGCAUGCGCUCUCUUUCUAUCGAUUAAUGGUGGUUUGGUUGGUUGACCUGGUUGGUGGGUUUAAAAUGCCUUUGCCAUCAACUUGCCCAAUGGAAUUUGCUUGUAUGCCUGAGCAUUUUGUGGAAGAUGCAAUGGAAUUGCUUAUUUUUGCCUCACGGAUUCCAAAAGUGUUGGAUGGGGUCUUGCUGGAUGAUUUUAUGAACUUCAUUAUUAUGUUCAUGGGAAGUCCAAAUUUUAUUAGGAACCCUUAUCUCAGAGCUAAGAUGGUUGAAGUUCUGAAUUGCUGGAUGCCGCGUAGAAGUGGCUCAUCAUCUGCCACAGCUACUCUAUUUGAAGGGCAUCAAAUGUCUCUUGAGUACCUUGUGAGGAAUCUGUUGAAGCUAUAUGUUGACAUCGAGUUCACGGGUUCUCACACACAGUUCUAUGAUAAGUUCAACAUCCGCCACAAUAUAGCUGAACUCCUUGAGUACCUAUGGCAAGUCCCUAGUCACCGUAAUGCUUGGAUGCAGAUUGCAAAGGAAGAGGAAAAGGGUGUUUAUCUGAAUUUCUUGAACUUCCUCAUCAACGAUAGCAUUUAUCUUCUUGAUGAAAGUCUUAACAAAAUUUUGGAAAUCAAAGAGAUUGAAGCUGAGAUGUCAAACACAACAGAAUGGGAGCGAAGACCAGCUCAAGAGAGGCAGGAGAGAACCCGACAAUUCCAUUCACAAGAAAAUAUUAUACGAAUUGAUAUGAAAUUAGCCAAUGAGGAUGUGAGCAUGUUGGCAUUCACUUCGGAGCAGAUUGUAGCUCCUUUCCUACUUCCUGAGAUGAUUGAAAGAGUGGCCAGUAUGCUCAAUUAUUUUUUGUUACAACUUGUGGGCCCCCAGAGAAAAUCUCUUACUCUUAAAGACCCUGAAAAGUAUGAAUUCCGUCCAAAGCAGUUGCUGAAGCAGAUUGUCCACAUUUAUGUUCAUCUGGCUAGGGGUGAUGAGCAAAACAUUUUUCCAGCUGCUAUCUCCAGUGAUGGUCGAUCAUACAAUGAGCAGUUGUUUGGUGCUGCAGCUGAUGUGCUUCGGAGAAUUGGUGAAGAUGGGAGGGUUAUUCGGGAGUUUGUUGAGCUUGGUGCAAAAGCUAAAGCUGCUGCUUCCGAGGCUAUGGAUGCAGAAGCUACCCUUGGAGAGAUACCUGAUGAAUUCUUAGAUCCAAUUCAAUACACUUUGAUGAAGGAUCCAGUGAUCUUACCUUCUUCGAGGAUCACAGUGGACAGGCCAGUUAUUCAAAGGCAUCUUCUUAGCGAUAGUACGGAUCCAUUCAAUCGCUCCCAUCUUACGGCAGACAUGUUGAUAACAGACGAAGAAUUGAAGGCAAGAAUUGAGGAGUUUGUGAGAUCCCAAGAAUUAAAACGGCAUGGAGAACGCUUAAACAUUCAGAGCAUAAAGGACUCAAUACAGACAACAAAUGGUGAGAUGUUGAUUGAUUAGAACAAAAUAGUUUGGAUUUUGUAAUGGUGAAUUGGAUUCACAAAAGCAGAAAAGAUUCAAGGGGAUCAUGUUAAAGUUGCAUUAUUUAUAUAUAUAUAUAUAUAUUUAUUCAUCUAUUUUCAGGGAAAUGUUUCAAAGACUUGUAACCUCCCGAUCCUGUAAAGUUAUACAACAUUAUUUGCAAUGUUAAAAUAUGUAUAGAUUUCCCUUAUUUAAUUAUACCGAGUCUUUUGUGUCUA
This is a messenger RNA of Pistacia vera, 3549 nucleotides long. RefSeq names its product probable ubiquitin conjugation factor E4. The record is from RefSeq and is a predicted model, not a curated record. Gene Ontology annotation, biological process: protein polyubiquitination. The transcript is spliced from 16 exons. Gene Ontology annotation, cellular component: ubiquitin ligase complex; cytoplasm; nucleus. The coding region runs from base 158 to 3310 and encodes 1050 amino acids. NCBI's taxonomy places the organism in Eukaryota, Viridiplantae, Streptophyta, Magnoliopsida, Sapindales, Anacardiaceae. Gene Ontology annotation, molecular function: ubiquitin-ubiquitin ligase activity.